Molecule: messenger RNA, 2799 nt
Organism: Impatiens glandulifera
Lineage: Eukaryota; Viridiplantae; Streptophyta; Magnoliopsida; Ericales; Balsaminaceae
Product: trihelix transcription factor GTL1-like
Exons: 3
Coding region: 449-2419 (656 amino acids)
Source: RefSeq, a predicted model, not a curated record
UUUUAUCAUUUGCCCACAACCACAUUCUCUCUCCUCUCUCUUCUCUUUCUCAAUCAUAGAAGAUAGAGCCUCAUCUCUCUCUCACACACACAAACACACAUAGAGAUUACAGAAACUACCACCAAAACUGCACACACUCUCAAGUCCCAAUUCUGAAGUACAGUUGACGCUGAUGAUUACGCUGCUGUUUAUACAUAAACUAAUCAUAAGCAGAGAAGAAGAAGAGAGAUGAUGAUGAUGGAGAAAGAAUGAAAAUCAAUUUCUAAAGCCAGCACUAACUCUCAUAUGAAAACUGUUUGAGUUUUCUUUCUUAUCUUUCCAGUUGUACAUUCAGUUCUGAUUCAUAUGCUUAUGUCUUCAUGUAAUUAUAUUCACGUUAUUCAUACAAUUAAGCAAUUGUUCAAUAGAUAAUAUAUAUCAAAAUCUUCAUUUCAUUGAUUCUGCCAAGAUGCAAGGAACUGGAGGAAAUGGAGGAGGAGAAGGAGAGAAUCAAUUGAAUUCUGUUGUAACUGAUCCGAGGCAACAGUUACAGCAGUUGAAAUUGGGAGAUCCGUCAUUACAAGUGGAAGAAGAAGCUUCUCCUAUAAGCAGCAGACCACCGGCAAUGGCGGUACCUCAUUCUACUUCUUCUUCUGCUGCGGCUGGAUUACUAUUCGAAGAUGAAUUAUUGUUAUCAGGUGAAAGAGGUAGAAUUGAGAUGUCUGGAGGAGGUAACCGUUGGCCUCGUCAAGAAACCGUCGCGCUUCUUAAGAUCAGAUCGGAAAUGGAUACGACCUUUCGAGAUGCUAAUCCUAAAGGUCCUCUUUGGGAAGAAAUCUCCAGGAAGCUAGGAGAAUUGGGAUUCAAGAGGAGUGCCAAAAAAUGCAAAGAGAAAUUCGAGAAUGUUCACAAGUAUUACAAACGAACUAAAGAAGGUCGAGCCGGUCGUCAGGACGGUAAAAGCUAUAAAUUCUUCACCGAACUCGAAGCCCUCGCCGCCGCCACUUCAUCCUCCUCCAUGCAGCCGCCACAAUUACCACCGCCGGCUACGAUUUCCGCCGGAACUGGGUUUCCAAGUCCUGCACCUAUAUCUUCCAGCAUUAGAUUUCAGCCGAAUCUAAUGUUCUCCAUCACCCCUCCGCCGAUUUCCGCCGCACCACCAACCUCAAUUACAGGAAAGGCGGCAGCAACCCAUGUCGGUAUUAGCUUCUCUUCCGAUACUAACUCUUCGUUUGCUUCUGAUUCUUCUGAUAAUCAUGAACGGAAACGUAAGAGGACUUCAUCGUUGUCACCUCCGAUGAUGAAUAGUGCUGGUAAUGAGAGAAUGGUGGAGUUCUUCGAGAAGUUAAUGAAUCAAGUUUUACAGAAACAGGAAACAAUGCAGCAGAGAUUUCUAGAAGCAAUUGAGAGAAGAGAACACGAUAGAAUGAUUAGAGAAGAAGCUUGGAAAAGACAAGAAAUCAUUAGAUUAGCCAAAGAACAAGAUCUCAUAGCUCAAGAACGUGCCAUGUCUGCUUCAAGAGAUUCCGCCAUUAUCACAUUCCUUCAAAAGAUCACCGGCCAAACCAUCCAAUUACCCCCUCAUCCCACCAUUCCCACAAUUCCCACCAUUCCCGUUGUUCCUGUUCCUGUCUCCAUCCCUCCACCACCACCAUCGUCAUCAUUAUCUCCAAUUCAACCGACACCAAUAUUAUCAAGGGAACUGGUAAUGGCAACACCAGAGCACCGGCCACCACAUGAGAUGAGUACUGCUGAGCCGUCAUCAUCAAGAUGGCCUAAAGAGGAAAUUCUGGCGCUGAUAGAAAUGAGAAGUGGGCUUGAAUAUAGGUAUCAAGAAUCAGGACCAAAAGGGCCAUUAUGGGAAGAGAUUUCAGCAGGGAUGAAUAGAAUGGGGUAUAAGAGAAAUGCAAAGAGAUGCAAAGAGAAAUGGGAAAACAUUAACAAAUAUUACAAGAAAGUGAAAGAGAGUAAGAAGAAACGAUCAGAUGAUACUAAAACAUGUCCUUAUUACAAUCAAUUGGAUGAAUUGUAUAGGAAUAAAGUUCUUGGUGGAGUCAACAUCAUCAAUACUAAACCUGAAGAACAACAACCACAACAGGAGCAUGAAGGUGCCAGCGGGGGUGAUGAUGGUUUGACGGCAAAUCUCUUUGGAGAAGGGAGUCUUAAGAAACCAGAAGACAGUGUGAGGGGUGGUAUUCAAGAAUGCCAAAAUCAGCAAGAGCAGCAGUUUAUCAUUGGUGGUUAUGGCAAAAUGGACGAGGAUAAAAGCGACGAUAUGGAUCUAGACGAUGAAGAUGACGAAGAAGAAGAAGAUGACAUCAUGAACGAAGAGGAGAUGAAAAUGGCUUAUAAGAUAGAAUUCCAAGGACAAAAUACAAAAGCAUCAUCUAAUGGAGGAGGGAAUAAUGGGGCACCUUCCUUCUUGACCAUGGUUCAAUGAAACCAAACCCACUUUGAUAUUAUAAGGUAAGCUUUUUAUCAUGAGAAGAAGUUGCAAAAUUUAUUUAUUCAAUUUUAUAUAAUAUUGUUUAAAGAAGAAGAAUAAAGUGUCACUAUUUCCAAAAGAGGAAAUGGAAGGGCUUGAAGAUUUGACAUUGUUCACCAUUGCUUGAGAAAUUGUUCUUAAUUUCUAGCUAGUUAAUUAUUAGUUAGGUCUUAUUGUUUAAUUUGCACAAAUUUAAACAUCCAUUUUUUAAAUUUAUUUUUUUGGUUUGAAGCCUCAUUUUGUAUCUCUUUGUAUUAUGUGAUUUGUAAUUCUGAUAUUCAUUCUCAAACCUGACAUAUUUAUUUGUUUAUAUUACAUUAAUAUCUUUUUGUUGU